AUGUGUGGUGACCACGUCAUCUGCAUCCCUGAACUCGUCUUUCCUACACCAGAGAAAGUUGAGAGGCAGCACCAAGAUUGCAAUAUGCAAGUUGUGUAUCCAAUUACGCCCGCUAAUUAUUUCCAUGUGCUACGUCGUCAAAUUCACCAUGACUUCCGCAAGUCACUCAUUAUUUUCUUUUCGAAAUCACUUCUGUGCCAUCCCAAUGCUCAUUCGGAUCUUUUGGAGAUGGUUGGCGACACUCACUUCAAACACUAUAUUCCCGAUUCCCAUCCUGAACACCUAGUGCCUGCUGAGGAAGUGAGGCGUCACAACCUCUGCACCGGUCAAGUAUACCAGACACUCGUUCAGGAGCGUGACGCCAAGGGCAUCAAAGAUGUGGUCAUCAGCCGCAUUGAGCAGAUCUCACCUUUCCCCUACGACCUCUAUCCCAAUGCAGAUAUACUUUGGUGCCAGGAGGAGCCAUUGAAUAAUGGGGUGUGGACUUAUGUUGGACCCCGUAUUCUAACUGCCCCCAAUGAGACGCAGUACCACAAAGGCAAAUAUCUGUACUACGCUGGAAGGCAGCCAACGAGCUCCGUUGCUACAGGUAGCAAAGCCCAGCACAAGAAAGAAAACGAGGAGUUCUUAGCCGCGGCCUUUGUACGAUGCUCAGUGACCAUAAUACAUAUUGUAGUGGCACACAAGCGCCGGUCCCCUCUUUUGAUAUGCUGGCGUACAAGUGCUUUGGGCAUAGCAAUCAUUAAUGUCAAGAGUAUUUUCAAGACUAAGAUCUAG
This is a messenger RNA of Suillus clintonianus, 777 nucleotides long. RefSeq lists its product as uncharacterized. Gene Ontology annotation, cellular component: oxoglutarate dehydrogenase complex; mitochondrion. The record is from RefSeq and is a predicted model, not a curated record. NCBI's taxonomy places the organism in Eukaryota, Fungi, Basidiomycota, Agaricomycetes, Boletales, Suillaceae. The coding region runs from base 1 to 777 and encodes 258 amino acids. The transcript is spliced from 7 exons. Gene Ontology annotation, biological process: tricarboxylic acid cycle. Gene Ontology annotation, molecular function: thiamine pyrophosphate binding; oxoglutarate dehydrogenase (succinyl-transferring) activity.